Messenger RNA from Closterium sp. NIES-65, 546 nucleotides. The record is from the annotation of a GenBank genome assembly. NCBI's taxonomy places the organism in Eukaryota, Viridiplantae, Streptophyta, Zygnematophyceae, Desmidiales, Closteriaceae.
AUGAAUCACAUCUUACGACCCCUGCUGGACGAGUGCGUGGUGGUGUACCUGGACGACAUUCUCAUCUACUCCAAGAACAUGAAGGAGCACGUGGAGCAUCUACGGAAGGUGUUCGAGAUCCUGCGGAAAAACAAGCUCUACGUGAAGCUGUCGAAGAGCGACUUCGCCCUGAAGAAGGUGCAGUUUCUCGGGCACAUGGUGAGUGCCGAGGGCGUACACGUGGACCCGCGGAAGAUCGAAGCCGUCAAGAAGUGGAAAGUACCGGAGAACGUGAAGGAGUUGCAGCAGUUCCUAGGCUUCGCCAACUACUACAACAGGUUCGUGCCGCAGUACGCUAAGAUAGCAGCGCCACUGACCGACCUACUGAAAAAGGAUACACCCUACAAGUGGGAUACUCCUCAUCAGCAAGCCAUGGAGCAGCUACAGACAGCACUGACUACAGCGCCAGUACUCAUCCUACCCGAUCCAGACAAGGACUACGUGGUGGAAGUAGACGCUAGUGACCAAGCAGUCGGAGCAGGCUACACAACAAGGCAGACGCAUUGA